AUGGAUCUAACGGACAAAUUCGGCGACCUCUCGUCGCUGCUAGUAGAGCCGUCGGAUCCGAACCACCUAUCGCUGCUCUCCACUGGUGGUGGCCCAGGCGCUUCUGGUGGGUAUGAGAGGCAUGAGUCGAGUCAGAGGGCUGCUGCUGCUGGUUCUUCUCCUCCUCUUGGGCUUUCCGCUGCUUCUGCUGCUGGUGCUUCUGGUGCUGGUGGUGCUGGUGGUGCGCGGUCAGGGCUGGGUCUGCCUCCUCGCAAGGACCCCAAGGCACGGGGAUGGCAACAGCAGCAGCAGCAGCAGCAGCAGCAGCAGCAGGAUCUGAUUGAGUGGAGCACGAGUGACGUGUGCUCGUGGCUCAUCCACUCCGUUGGCUUCCCAGACGGCAGUGGGCGAGAGUAUGCACGUGACUUGACGAGCAUCAGGUGGAUGGGCUUUCUCUCAUCGGCAACACACAUCUCUCUUUUUCCCCGCUCCCUUUCCUCCCUCAUCUUCCUCCCUCAUCUUCCUCCCUCAUCUUCCUCCUCCCUCAUCUCCCCCAGAUACGCACGGGACUUUGAUCAGCAUCAGGUUGACGGUCUCUCGCUGGUCGGCAUCACAAACUCCCACCCGGCUCUUGCUCGCAUGCGAUUGGCCGAUUACACCCUCUUCGAAUCCCACCGCCGCCAGCUGGUAACCGCAGAGGCUGCUGCCCCUCCUGCCGCACACCACCCACCUCCACCGCUCUCAACUGUUGACUUCUCCGCAUCUACCUCGUCUGCCGUAGAUUCUGCUGCAGCCGCUGGUGGUGGCAGUGCGGUGCUCUGCGGCGGUGCUGUGAACGGCAAGGUUGGAGUGGGUGCAGUGCGGUGCGGCUCCGACCCCACUGUUCUCCUUCAUCACUUACCCAAGCAACACUCAGUUAAAAGCCGGCAUUAUGACGCCUCCUCUACUGCCAACACCCCUUCAGCUCUCAGUUGCAGCCAUCCCUUCCGCCACCGUCGCACCAGCAGCAUCGGCGCCUCAAUCGUAUCAGAUCUUCUGCAGAAAAGGACAAAUACCACCGGUGGGGCAGGGGAAGGCCGGCCGGCAGCAUUGCAGUCUCCUGCCGCCCGGAUAAGCAGGCAGGGGAGUGGGGUGGCUGGGGCUGUGGGGGGGUGGUUUGCCGGUUGGGGAAGCAGGCAGGAAGGACAGCAGGAGGCUGAGGAAGAGAGGGAGAGGGCACGAGCUCUGGAAGAGACGGACGAGCGGAGAAGACGCAGCAAGGGAGAGGAGGGCGAGGGAGAAGAGGGAGAGGAGGGAGAGGAAGAGGGGGAAGGAGAUGAGGAGGGGGAGGUGGUGGCGGCGGUGGUGGAGGAGGUGGUGUGUCUGCGAGGGGAGGUGACAGCAGCAGAGGAGAGGGAGUGCACCGUCAAAGCACAGCUGUGUCACCUGGAUGACCUCCUGAAGGAGUCUCUGCUCGUGGAGUAUCUGCCCACCAGAACGAAAUGGGCGUCCACACCGAACGACCCAGCUACUCUCAAUGGCACCACCGCCACGGAGGAGGAUGAGUGGGUGCCGCGCUUCGUGACGCUCACGCCCACCGACAUAGCAUGCUACCUGCACGCCACCGACCUGCACCCGCAGAUCACCCUCCCCGUCGCCUCCAUCGCCUCCGCCGGCACCCUCCACAUGGCCCCUGCACAUCCGGCUGUAGCAAAGGAGACAUCAUCUGCUGUAGCGCCGGCUGUAGCAACGCCGUCAUCACCAUCGGAGGAGUGGUUUGCGUUCCACGUGACGACCAGCUACGGGUUCAAGCUGGAAUGUGCCACUCGCAGCUGUGCCAAGCUGCAGCUGUGGCUGGCAACAGUGCAUGAGGUCAUUGCCAAUGCUGGCAUCAACUCCAGCUUUGAUGCAUCUCAAACAUGUCCAUCUAACCACCUCUCUUUCCUGUCCUCCUGUGUCAUUCUCCUUCCCUCUGUGCAGCUGCAGCUAUGGCUGGCGACAGUGCAUGAGGCCAUUGCCAAUGCUGGUAUCAACUCUACCACUCAUUUGCAGCAAGGCGAGCUGGACAGAGAGGAAUUCGACGACUCAGUACACGUGUCAGAACUCGGAAGGGCAGACACCUUCCGCCGCCCUCUUGGACACGUGCAGCGUGAAUCGUCUGCUUUUGUAACACUUGUCACAGGGUGUACAGCGACUGCAACGUCAUCACUCCCAACGACCCCCACAGCAUCACCACCUUCAGCGUCCCUCGCAGCCUUCCUCCCCGCCGCCGGCGGACGGCUGCCUGUCACUUCCUCCACUCACGCCACUCCGUUGGUGAAGGGAAAGGUCUUUCUGCGCUAUGUGGCCAGGCUCACUCCCCCUCGUAGCAACGGAAAAGUGGUUGGCGACCGAGGAGCAACUGGAAAAGUAAUCAUGAAGGGAAUCAAGGCCUCUGCAAGUGCCAACUACGUUGUGCUCAAAGUGCGAGUCAACAACGUCCGGUCUGGAGGGGCUGUGCCCUCCAUGGACACCGUUUUGAAUUGCCUUGCUGGCAAGUUUGAGGCAGGAUAUGAAGGAUUGGAGAUCACCUCCUUGUGA
Closterium sp. NIES-65 is the source of this 2538-nucleotide messenger RNA. NCBI's taxonomy places the organism in Eukaryota, Viridiplantae, Streptophyta, Zygnematophyceae, Desmidiales, Closteriaceae. The record is from the annotation of a GenBank genome assembly.